Messenger RNA from Closterium sp. Naga37s-1, 852 nucleotides. The record is from the annotation of a GenBank genome assembly. NCBI's taxonomy places the organism in Eukaryota, Viridiplantae, Streptophyta, Zygnematophyceae, Desmidiales, Closteriaceae.
AUGGCGGCAGUCAGAGCGCUCGUCCUCGCGUGCGUGCUCCUCCUCGUGUCGACGUCCGCCUUGGCGCAGCGUGGUCCGCCUGGCGGAGGUCCUCCCGGCGGGCAGCGCGGAGGUCCUGGCGCCGGUUCCGGCGGACCCGGCGGUCCCGGCGGCCCUGGCGUUCCCGGCGGUCCAGGUGGUCGCGACGGCCCCGGCGGGCCUGGCGGGCCUGGCGGACCGCGCGGCCCUCCGCUGAACCUGACGGCCGUCGGGAAUCUGACGGCCGAUGUUGGUGCGCAACUCGCCAACUGCACCGUGGAUCAGAAGACCCUUAACGGCAGCUUCCACCUCGCCGUCUUCAAAAACUCCACCGGAAACUACAAUCUGCUCGUCGAGGCGGUGCUGGUGGACGCGGCGGGCGGUCCGCCCGACUCGCUGGCGAUCGUGAAGGGCGUCGUGUGCGACGCCGCCGCAACGGACAACGCGGACGCCGCCACCCUCGACGCGCUGCUCGCCGUGCUCCCCACCGCCUCGCCUCCGCCCACCAGCGGCAGCGGCGGGCGCAACGGCGGAGGCAGCGCCGGCGGAGGCAGCUCGGGAAGCAGCGGGGGGGUCGCGCGGAACGGGCAGGGCGGGAGACGAAUGGGGCGGGAGCUGCUGAUGGGCGCAUUCGGCCGCGCUGCUAGGCAGGGGGGGCAGAAGCAGGGGGGACAGAAGCAGGGGGGCCAGCAGCAGGGGGGAGCGCAGCAGCAGGGGGGAGCGCAGCAGGCGCCUGCAGUGAGCGGGUAUGCUGUGCUGGCGGGCAGCAGCGCAGCAGGUGUGACGUGGGGCGGGCAGCUCAUGGGCGCCCAGACGCCCGCCGCUGCUGUUUAA